UCUAUCCACGCUUGUAUGUUCUGGUCAUGUUUGCUUCACAGUGCUAUCAAUGCCCAGAGGGAUUCACAGAAUGAUGGAGCAUCAUUGCUGAAGCAUCUCUUGUUGUGUAAAAAAGAUAUAUUUUCUUCUAUACAUUUGUGCUUUUGUCUUUCGCCAGAUUUUGGUCUUCAGGAGGAUUUAGACAAACACAGGAACCAAUUGAAGAGGAGAUGUAAACAUGUAACUGAAGGAGCUGAUGAAUUAGGAGCCAGAACUCUCCUCAACAGCAUCUACACCGAGCUCUACAUCACAGAGGGACAACGUGAAGAGGUUAAUACCCAACAUGAGGUGAAGCAGCUGGAGACAGCUUCCAAGGCUCUCAGUGACACAUCAAUCAGGUGUCAUGACAUCUUUAAAGCCUUCCCUGACCAACAAGGAGCUAUCAGAGUGGUUCUGACCAACGGUGUCGCUGGUGUUGGAAAAACCUUCUCAGUUCAGAAGUUCACUCUGGACUGGGCAGAGGGUUUGGAGAACCAAGAUGUCAGUGUGGUGGUUCUACUUUCGUUCAGAGAGCUGAACUUGAUCAGAGAUGAGCAGCACAGUCUUCUCACGCUGCUCCAUGUUUUCCAUCCAACCCUCCAGAAGCUCCCAGCAGAGCAGCUGGCUGUCUGCAAACUUCUCUUUAUCUUUGAUGGUCUGGAUGAAAGCAGACUUUCACUGGACUUCAACAACAGUCAGCUGGUUUCUGACGUCACACAGAAGUCAUCAGUCAACGUUCUGCUGACAAACCUCAUCAAGGGGAACCUGCUUCCCUCGGCUCUCAUCUGGAUAACUUCCAGACCUGCAGCAGCCAAUCAGAUCCCUCCUUCAUGUAUUUCUAGAGUAACAGAAGUACAAGGCUUCACUGACGCCCAGAAGGAGGGGUAUUUCAGGAAGAGGUUCAGUGAUGAAGAGCUGUCCAGCAGAAUCAUCUCCCACAUUCAGACCUCCAGGAGCCUCCACAUCAUGUGUGGAAUCCCCGUCUUCUGCUGGAUCACUGCUGUAGUUCUGGAGAACAUGUUGACCUCAGAGCAGAGAGGGGAGCUGCCCAAGACCAUGACUGACAUGUACUCACACUUUCUGCUGGUCCAGACAAAGAAGAAGAAGAACAAGUACUAUGGUGGACAUGAGACAAGUCAACAGGAGCUGAUGGAGGCUGACAGGGAAGUUCUUCUGCAGCUUGGAAAACUGGCUUUUGAACAUUUGGAGAAAGGGAACAUUGUGUUUUAUGAGGAGGAUUUAGAGCAGUGUGGUCUGGAUGUCACAGAGGUUUCAGUGUACUCAGGAGUUUGUACAGAGAUUUUUAAACGGAAGAGCGUGAUCUUCCAGAAGCCAGUCUACUGCUUUGUUCAUCUGAGCAUUCAAGAGUGUAUGGCUGCAGUCUACAUGUUCCACUGUUUCACCACCAGGAGCACAGAUGUGGUGAAGGACUUCCUGGAUGGUUCACCCAACACCCAUGUUGGGAGAGACUUAAAAAUGGAAGAUGAUAACUUCACUCUAAAUUGUUUCCUAGAGAGAGUCAUGAUGAAAUCUCUCCAAAGUAAAACUGGGCAUUUAGACAUGUUUGUUCGUUUCAUUCAUGGCCUUUCUCUGAAGUCAAACCAGAAGCUCCUGGGAGGCCUUGUUGAUCAAACAGAGAAUAGUCCAGAGAACAUCUAUAAAAUCAUCAACAACCUGAAGAAGAUGAACACCAAUAAAAUGUCUCCAGAUAGAAGCAUCAACAUCUUCUACUGUCUGAUGGAGAUGAAUGAUCUCUCAAUUCAGCAGGAGAUCCAGGAGUUUCUGAGGAUGGAGAACCGAUUAGAGAGGGAACUCUCAGAGAUCCACUGCUCAGCUCUGGCCUACAUGCUACAGAUGCUGGAGGAGGUUCUGGAUGAGUUGGACCUGGAUAUGUUCAACACAUCAAAGGAAGGGAAAAUGAGGCUGAUCCCAGUGGUGAGGAACUGCAGAAAGGCUCGACUGGUCGGCUGUCGACUCUCGGAGACUCACUGUGAAGUUGUUGCCUCGGCUCUGAUGUCCAGCCGCUCCCAGCUGAUAGAACUGGACCUGACUGGAAACGUCCUGCCUGGCCCAGGAGUGAAGCUCCUAUGUGAUGGACUUGCAAGUCCACACUGCAAACUGAAGACACUGAGACUGAGAGGCUGCAGGCUGUCAGAAAUCAGCUGUGAUAGUCUGUCUUCUCUCAUGUCAAAUCCUUCUCAUUUGAAACAUCUGGACAUGGGUCUGAACAAUAAGCUGCAGGAUUCUGGCAUGAAACUGCUUUGUGCCUUUCUAGAAAAUUCAGAAAGUAGACUGAAGACACUCAGAUUGCUAGAAUGUAGCUUAACUGGAAUAGCCUGUGCUUAUUUGGCCUCGGCUCUAAAGUCCAACCCCUCCCCUCUGACAUAUCUGGACAUGAGUGGGAACAAUCUUCAGGACUCAGGUGUGAAGCACCUGUGUGCUUUCAUGGAGACUCCUAACUGCAAACUGCAGAAACUGAGUCUGUGGGGCUGCAGGCUAUCAGGAACCAGCUGUGCUUCUAUAGUCUCGGCCCUAAACACCAACCCGUCUUUUCUGAAGCGUCUGGAGCUGAGAGACAACAACCUGCAGGAUUCAGAUGUGGAGCAGCUGCUGGAUCUGGUGGAGAGUCCACAAUUCAGACUGCAAAGGCUGAGAUGGAAAUGAUGAUCCUUUUACAGAUGAAAAGGAGGGGAUCUGAGGAGGUUAAACUGGACAGUCGGCUGACAGGAAAGACUUAUUUAGUUUGUGUGUGAACCGGGUUUUUAUAUACUUGUGGGGACCUAUUUCUGUCUACAUAGUGGGGUUGUGAGGACCACGGCUUCUUGUGGGGACAAAUCCCAGUGAUGGAUAGGAUUAGGAGUAAAUUGUAAAUGAAUGGAAGUCAAAGUCCCCACAAGACACAAAAACAUGACUGUGUGUGUGGCGGUAAUAGCUCUACUGCAUCUCUCACAAUGUGUGGUAGAUGCUGCCUGUUAAUAUAUUUCCAUUGUUCUGAUCCUGAUGUGUCAGAAAUGCUAACGCUGAAGGUAACGAAACGUUUAAGCUCCUCCAUGCAGGAACCUGACCGUGUUGAGUCCAUUAAAGAUAAAACCAAGUCCUUUAAAGUCAAUUUUUAUAAUAUUUCAGAAGGAAAAACCGUCCAGUCCGUUUAAAUAAACUUAUUUAAUUAUUUCAUAAUAAUGAAAAUCUCACAAGAAAUUCUUUUUUCAUUUUUAAUUCCAGACUGUCUCAAAGUGUUUAAGACGUUUUGUUCAAAAGUUUUGCAGUGUGGCUCCAAGUUCAUGAAUUAAAACAUUUCAGGGGCCAUUUCAAUUCUUGUUAAACUAAAAUUGGACCAUUUUAAUGCAACAAAAAGAACAAGUUGUUGUAGCUCCAAAAAUGGUCUCAGGCAUUUUCUUUAAAAGGUUUACAGUCUCCUGAGCUUUUUUGGUCUAAAGGUUUUUUAAAUUUAUUUCCAGCAACAAAAGAGAGAAUGUUUUUCAAUGAGCUUUUACAUCUAAGUCUGUCUCUGCUUAAAAGGAAGCUGGAUGAUUUUGGCCUAUCACAUUAAGCUGAAAGUAAAAACACGGCUAUUCAAAGAAAAAUAAGAACCGAUGUUCUUUGUGCCACACAAAUUCAUUCCAAGGGCAGUGUUGCAUUUACUGCUCAUGGGAUCUGAGUGCAGGGAGCCCUCCCAACAAAGAUGUGCCCCGUUUCCUUGUGGGGUCCAACAUUCCGGACCCCACACUGCUUAGGAGCAUCUCCUAAUGUGUAGCCUGCUUUUCCCCUUCUCCUUGGGGAAAAAGCAGCCCAAGGAGACUAGUGGCAGCAACUAAAAUAUGUGUUUAAGUGUGUGCUCUUGCCCUCUUGCCCUCUUGCUCUCAGUGAAGGCGGACGCUUUUUCCCUCUGCUCCCUUCCUGCCUUGCCUGCUCUGUUUUUGUCUUGUCUUUUUCUAUAUUUUUGGAGCCUUUCUUUGCACAUCCUCCAAAUCUACAAAUUAUGGAUCUGGUCAACUGGUCUCUCAAAGGAAUUGAUCAAAUUUUCUCGAUGAGAAGUCUGGGCACAGGAGAGCCCUCUUGUCCUGCAGGGAUUCACCCUGGAUUUAUUCAUGACAAAAGGAUUUCUCCUGUUUGGAGCUUGUGGAUUCCUGGCUUAUCGACAAAUUUGUGACGUUCUUGGCCAAACUAACGAACACUCAGACUGUUCGCUAGUUCAGGCUAGCGAACUACCAGAGACAUCUUGUGUCUCUGGUUGACCAGAGACACAAGAUGGAUGUGAGUCUUGCUGAGACUCGCAGCCCAGCGGAGGACUCUAAAACUCACUAAUGGAAAGGAAUCCAUCUUGGAGAAGUUGCUAGUUUUGGUUCAGUGGAAUGACCAAACUAAUUUGGAUGAUUGGGAACUGAGAUGUUUUGGAGAGACUUUAGGGAAGAUUGAAAUUUAUAAUCUACCCGACCUAAGACAUUCUGUAUCUGAAUUGACUUUCCCUCUGUUGCUUAUUUUUAUAUUUUCAAUCUCUUUAUCUCUUUGAAGAUAUGUAAACAUUACGCUCCUUCCCACCUCAGCCUGUUAUCCAUGCAGCUGUGCAGCUGAGCGCUCCCAAGGACAUUCCUUGAUAACAACAUCUUAUCGGACUUCUGUCGGGAGGUUGAGCAACGUGGUUUCAUGUGAUGUCACCGCCUUCACUCAUGUCGUUGUUUUGUCUGGAUGUUGCCAUGUGCCCUAUUGUGUCCUUUUCUCUUUUUAUUUUGUUCCCGUUUUUGUGAGGAUUUGGUUUUUCUGUGUAUUAAUUUAGGUUUCUGUGCUCAGUUGUCCACAGCUGUCACUCGUUUCUCCUGAUUGCCUUCCCUGCGUAUUUAUUCCCACCUGUGUUUCCUGUUCCCUGUCAGGUCCUUGUCGUAAGUUGUGUCUUUACUGUGGCGUCGUCAUUGUUUCCUGUCGCCUAGUUGCUACCAGAGUCUGAGCUCCUAGCCUUCUGCUCACCUGUGCUGCCUGGACUUCUGUACUCCUUGUGUAUUCAUCAUUAAAUCAUCACUUUUCUCACCAUCCACCACGUCUACCUCAUCUUUGCUUAACCACACACCAUGACACUUUGAUUAUUUAGAAACUGUGGCGUACUCACUCAGAAAAGGAAUUAGAUUAGUCACUCUUUAGCUCUUUUUUUUUAGAAAAUGUAGAGUACUCACUAUUUAGACCAAGAUUAUACUUCUUAAUUUUUAGAUUAUUAUGCAGAGACUCCUAUUACUGCAACCCAGAAAAGGAAUUAGAACGAACUUAGAAUCCAGAAAAAAAAGUUUUUAUUGUUACUUAGAAACUGUGGCGUACUCGUUACUUUUACAAAUUUAGAGCAUACUUACAAAGUCCAAAGAAUACUUUCUUCUACUUAUCUAGCAUCCCAGGACAGCAGCACCCAGUUUACACACUUUAGAUCAACAUUAGAUUCUUUUCUUCUUCUUCUCUUUCCUUUGGUUUGUUAUUUUGGUUGUAUUUCCUUUUAAUUCCUGUAAAGAACUUUGUGUUGCCUUGUUGCUGAAAAUGUGCUAUAGAAAUAAAAUGACCUUAACCUCAGUGGCGACCCCUUGUUCGAGGGAGCUGGUACUGCAAAUAAACGCACCACAGGAAGUAUGUUUCAUUUAACCAAUGAAGAACCCUCCACGUGAGUGUGAGUGUGUGUUGAAAUGUCCUUGUGUUGAUAUUUUGCAUCGAUUGCUAUUAUAGUUGAUUCAUCCUAAAGUUCAUCUUAAUCUGUAGUAGUGUUAAAUAGUUAUUUGGAAGCUUAUCCUUAAAAUUAUUUCAUGAAAAUGUCUUUAUAUUAAAUCUGUAAAUGAAACUGAAAUCUAUAAUUAUAUAGAUUAUAUUAUAUAUUAGAUUAAUUAUAUAUAAUUAUACAGAGCUUAAAGAAUUUAAAAAUAUUUCUUAAGGGUAACUUUACCUUCUUUUGUCAUGAGCUGUAAUAUUUGGGACAGUAGAACAGAUCUGUUUCAGGCAGGGCUGACCUCUGACCUGCAGGGAGGAUUAUUUUGAUACUACAGCAGUUUGUUCAUUAAAAGUGUUUCAGUUAAAUUCUGUUUGCAUUUCUAUUAAAGUUUGUAUUUUGUGACCACUAAACUAAAAAUGAAAGGUUUUUGUCUCUUUCAGUCCCACCGUGUUUUAUUAACAGGUGACGGCACAACAACGACACAUUACUGCUCCUCCACACCAACAACAACAUGUCUUCAGUCAACAUUUACAACUGUUUGACAUCAUGGAAGUGUCCAAGCAGGACGUCUGGGUCCCGCCUCCAGUUUUCCCAGAGUUCCCAGUGUCUGAAUCCGUCCUCCCAGAGAGCGAAACAGUAGGAUGUUGACAUGGUUGUAGCUGAGUAGUCGUCAUGGUAACCCUGCUCUAAGUUUUUUGGUAAUGUUGCCGUCGCGGCGCGACUGUCGCCUCCAGGAUCUGGAUGUUAUUCCCGACAGCGAGUAAAGUUCCAAACAUCUCCAAAAAAAAUGAAAACCACAGAUGGAAAAGUUCUGGAGAACAUCGUCCAUCUGUCGCAGAACCAGGAAUGAGUCCAAACAGGUCGGAUUAAUCUCCCAAACAACCGCGGAGAAUUGAAUUUAAAAAAGGUUCUGACAUUAUCCAUGGGAACUCUGAUGUUAACAAAAGGCGCUACAUGGAGGAACCAGAACCGGGUUGGUUCUGUUCACCCGGUACAGAAAACUGUAAUCAAUAAUCUCAAGAAAUUAAGUAGAACUAGAGAGAAAUAGUGACAGGAAAUUAAAUCCAAUAACACCUAAAAAUAGGAGUGUUUAUUUAAAACUGAUUAAAUUAAAGUAAAUCUAUAUGUAAAAAAAUGCUUCCCUCUUUAAUUUCAUAUCUAGAACA
Messenger RNA from Xiphophorus couchianus (Monterrey platyfish), 6861 nucleotides. RefSeq names its product NACHT, LRR and PYD domains-containing protein 3-like. The record is from RefSeq and is a predicted model, not a curated record. Lineage: Eukaryota; Metazoa; Chordata; Actinopteri; Cyprinodontiformes; Poeciliidae. Gene Ontology annotation, molecular function: protein binding.